Jaculus jaculus (lesser Egyptian jerboa) is the source of this 936-nucleotide messenger RNA. RefSeq names its product olfactory receptor 9I1-like. The coding region runs from base 1 to 936 and encodes 311 amino acids. Gene Ontology annotation, molecular function: odorant binding; G protein-coupled receptor activity; olfactory receptor activity. Gene Ontology annotation, cellular component: membrane. Gene Ontology annotation, biological process: sensory perception of smell; G protein-coupled receptor signaling pathway. The record is from RefSeq and is a predicted model, not a curated record. NCBI's taxonomy places the organism in Eukaryota, Metazoa, Chordata, Mammalia, Rodentia, Dipodidae. The transcript has a single exon.
AUGGCAGAGAAUGGCACCUGGGUGACAGAAUUUAUUUUGAUGGGGUUCCAGCUCCAGGCAGAGCUACAGCUGUGUUUCUUCUUUCUGUUUCUGGCCUUUUAUCUCAUCACCAUGGGAGGAAACCUGGGCAUGAUCAUGCUCAUUCAGAGUGACUCUCGGCUCCAGACACCAAUGUACUUCUUCCUCAGCCAUCUGUCCUUCCUGGACAUUUGCUACUCCUCUGUGAUUGUCCCUCAGUUGCUGGAGACACUGGGGACUGACAAGAUGGUCAUCACCUAUGAGCGCUGUGCCACUCAGUUCUUCUUUUUCACGCUGUGCGCUAGCACAGAGUGCUUCCUUCUAGCUGUCAUGGCCUAUGAUCGCUACGUGGCUGUGUGCAGCCCUCUCCUGUACACCACGGCCAUGACUCCACAGACUCGCCUGGGGCUGGUAGCUGCAGCAUAUGCUGGUGCAAUGCUGAACUCUGUGGUCCGCACUGCGUGUACCUUCUCCAUCUCCUUCUGUAAGUCCAACCAGGUGGACUUCUUCUUUUGUGACCUUCCGCCCCUGCUGAAGCUUGCCUGUAGUGAGACCAGGUCACAGGAGCAGGUGAUCUUCCUUUUAGCUUUCUUGGUCAUAACAACUAGCGUUUCAGUGAUUCUCAUAUCCUAUUUGUUCAUCAUUUGGGCUAUUCUGAAGAUUCGCACAGCAGGUGGGAAAGCCAAGACCUUCUCCACCUGUGCGUCUCACAUGACUGCGGUGGCACUUUUCUUUGGAACACUCAUAUUCAUAUACCUGAAAGGAGAUAUGGGCAAAUCCCUGUGGGAAGACAAGAUUGUGUCAGUAUUGUACACGGUGAUCAUCCCCAUGCUAAACCCCAUGAUCUACAGCCUAAGAAACAAGGAAGUGAAGGAGGCACUCAAGAAAGCUUUCAAAAGAAUGAGUUUUCUAAGCUAA